GCUCCGACUGCAACAUCUUCGCAUCUCGUAUCAAGAUCAAUAUAUUGUAGCCGCCACACACAACGAAGCCAAGGAUAUUGGGUUCCCUGCAAUACGUUAAGGUUACGGGAAUAGCCUAUACCUCUUCUAACUCUUAUCGCGAUAACAAUAGUCUGUUUGGGCGAUUGAUGUACCACUACCACGCCUCACUGGUCAAACAUUAUCCGUCUUAAUACACACUUUGAAAUACUUUGAGUUCCCGCGAGAAUUAAUCGUAAUUAUAUUGCAAUUUCGAACGGUUUGUUCGUCCUACAUGACAAUACAUCCGAUAAUUUGAUGUCAACGGGGAAGUCGAAAGGGGAAAGGAAGACGGCUCUGUGCUGCUUGUUACGGUUGAACGGAUUCGAGCAUAUGUUGGUUGAGUUUUGGGAUUGCUAAGUUGAUAUUGAAAAUUGUCGCGCUUGGUGAUUUAAUGGAUUCGAGGGGAAUCAACCUAUAGAAUAUCAAUCGCGUGCAGCACAACUCCCCCCGCCUCGACCUCGACGAUUACUUGUAGAUUUGAUACGACAGCUUUGUGCGAUUCUGCUCUACGGCAUAGCGAGAAGUGAUAUUUGUGGAUGGGGCCAGGAAGAGUUUGUGCAGAGGUUAUAUCGCGUUAGAAACUACUCUUACCCUCCAGACUGAGUUCCGAUACGGCGUUGGAAUUCGCAUUCUUAACAAUAUCUACAAUCACAUAAUACAGUAUCCGAAGAUAUAUACGGCUCUGAAAUCUUAUAAGUCUAUUUCCUGGUGUCUCGAACUAUCCUAUUUCAUUAAAGCUUUAUCAAAGUCCAAGAAGGAUGACUGAUCACUGGGCAACUCCUUCUGGGGGGGCUUCCAGUUCCUCCGCCCCUCUCACACCAGGGGAUCGACCACUCGAGAGUCCUAGUCAUUUUCCGCGGUCUCACUUUUAUACUGAAGGUAGCGAUUCAGGGGAGGACUCGCACAUGCUGGGAUUUAUGGGUCCUUCUUCUUCCGAAGACAACUUCAAUAGUCAAGUUAUGGUUGAGACAGGCGAUGAAUCUGAGGGCGGGACUACAUCACAAUUGAAUCCAGUGAGCGGCCGGCAAAAUGAUACAGGAGAGGAGAUAGCAGCAUUUGAAGGAACUAUGGAUGAUCAGGCGACGCUUCGAAUGAGUCGGGGAAGUGAUGCUUCUAAUUCUAGUGAGGGAAGUUCAGUAAGCAGUGUUAGACGAAGACAAAACGCAAGUCUCGGAAAAGCCCCUAUGAGGGAUGAUAGCUUAGGCCAUAGUGUCUCUACAGCUGGUUAUCAAGCAGACAUGUCAACUACUCUAGAUCGGGUUCCUAGCUCGUCUAGCUCUUCUCGGCGAAACAUAACGUCAUCUAGGUUUAAUCGCAGACCCUCAAAUCAAUCUUCGUCAUCGAGGCGAACCUCAACUCAGUCUAAUCAGAGCAGGCGUACGUCAUCUUCUUCUCCAAAUUCUCUUGCGGAGGAGUCGCCGAGAAGCUCGGGUAACCCUACGAAUUCACCUCCGAGUGAUGAUGGCACGCCAACUAUAUCUCGAUCUCCCUCAAGUGUUAUACAAAGGCCGACAAGAGAUCGAGAAUCUGUACAGAGUGAAGUUGUGGUUCCUAGGUGGCAGCCGGACUCGGAGGUUACUCAGUGUCCCAUUUGUAAUGCUUGGUUUGGUUGGCUAAACAGAAAACAUCACUGUCGAAAAUGCGGCCGUGUGGUCUGCAACUCUUGUUCCCCGCACCGGAUCACAAUUCCCUAUCAAUACAUUGUGCAACCUCCAGACCAUCCGUCCCCAUACAGUUCUGCGGCCUAUAAUCGUCUCCAUGAUCCACAGGGCGAAGGACGUACAAAUACUUUAGAGUUUGGCGGAGGAGAUAGAGUUCGUCUGUGUAACCCUUGUGUACCUGAUCCGAAUGUAGCUCCACCUCAGACCAACCAAACAGGCUCCAACACAGAACCUCGAUACAACCUUGGAUAUCACGGCCGAACACGAAGUUCUAUCGUUCCCUCUACAUCUAUCCCAGGAAGCCUGCCAGCGGAAUCUCGAUUUCGACUUGCAGAUCAUCGUUCACAUACAAUUCGUGAUCAAGGUACUUCUAAUAGGUAUUCACCCUCUGGAAUGAAUUCCACUUCUAGAACAGCGGAAGAGUUUCAGACUUGGUACAGGGAGCGAGCCGGUAUGAGCUCUGGACAAAGUGCACGUUCAAGAAGCUCGACGGUUGCUGGAACUGGGCGGGAUACAACCGAAGACAUGUUUACAUUCCUCAGAAAUGUGCGAGGCCCUUCUGCUAGCAUUCAGGCACCACCGAACGCUACUGUAUCAACAGCAGCCAGGCGAUAUAUUCCGUCAGGGGAAGAUCUACGUACUCGUCCUUUGCCGCGACCACCUCAGAUACAAGAGGAAGAUGAAUGCCCAAUCUGUCAUCAUGAACUCCCUUCUAGAACUCUCCCUAAUUCUGAAACUCUUCGAUCUGAUCAUAUCAUGUCCUGUAUCGAUCGUGCAACAUCUAGAAUGUUUAUCGGUACUCCGACUUCAACACCUCCCCCGCAAAUCCCAUCAGCAACACGUCCGGCGCCACCUAUCACUCAAUCAUCUGCUCAGUCAAGCUCCUCCCACGCUUCUACAUCUUCCACUGUAGCCGCACCUCCCCCUCUUACAUCAAUUCCUUCAGGCGGCCCCUCUCAACCUCGACGCACUGGAGUAUUUCCGUAUAUCGCCACAGAGAAAGAUUGCCAAGACGACGCGGAAUGCCAAAUUUGCCUGGAGGAAUACGAACCGGGAUUGGAAAUGGGACGAUUGGAAUGCUUCUGUAGGUUUCACUUGAGUUGUAUACGAAAAUGGUUUGAGAAACAUCCAGGAAGAUGUCCGAUGCAUCAGCACGAUGCGUAUGGAUAUUGAGAGAGAUAUGUUAAAUGUGGAUUUUGAGGAAAUAGCAAAAGGAAAAGUGUUGGGGAGUGAGAUAUUGAGAUCUAAGACACCUCCCGACACAACGAUAUGAUAGCAGUAUAGAGAUGGGAUGUGGUCAACGUCAGCCAACAGUGAACACCAUUCUCCACUCAUGUUGCGUAAAGGAAUCGAGAGAUAUACAUCCUCACGGUGUCAGGAUACUGGAUAUAUUAUGGUAUUGCCAUAUUGCAUGUACAUUCAUUCAUUACAUUGACAAAACGACUUUUUAUGGGGCAUGGUGUUUAAAGAAGGCUGGGACGGGUACGGAUACGGAUAUAUGGAUAAGAAAAGGAUACCAAUCUUCACGACUCGUUGCUUGUUACACUGGCGUAGAUAGAUGGAUUGAGACAAUAUAUUCUUUA
Molecule: messenger RNA, 3304 nt
Organism: Botrytis cinerea B05.10
Lineage: Eukaryota; Fungi; Ascomycota; Leotiomycetes; Helotiales; Sclerotiniaceae
Gene: Bcpib1
Product: Bcpib1
Exons: 4
Coding region: 819-2894 (691 amino acids)
Molecular function (GO): metal ion binding
Source: RefSeq, a predicted model, not a curated record